Messenger RNA from Paramisgurnus dabryanus, 908 nucleotides. Lineage: Eukaryota; Metazoa; Chordata; Actinopteri; Cypriniformes; Cobitidae. The record is from RefSeq and is a predicted model, not a curated record.
CCUCCAUUUUACAGCUUCUGGAAGAUCGUACGAGUUCUUGCUUCAACAGUGUUUGAACGGAACUUCGAUUUCGAACGGCUAAACAGAAAAUAUAUAACAUAUUUAUUUUUUUACCAUCGUUUUGAUAAUAAAACCGAAAUCCGCUGAAAUGGCUUCUCAAAUCCGCCAAAACUACGACAGCGACUGCGAGGCUUUGAUCAACAAGAUGGUGAAUUUGGAGUUGUACGCGUCUUACACCUACACCUCCAUGGCUCAUUACUUCAAGCGGGAUGAUGUCGCCCUUCCUGGUUUCGCCAAGUUCUUCAAAGAGAACAGCGAGGAGGAGCGCGAGCAUGCCGAGAAAUUCUUGGAGUUUCAGAACAAGAGAGGUGGACGCAUUGUCCUUCAGGACGUAAAGAAGCCUGAGCGUGAUGAGUGGGACAAUGGUCUGGUUGCUAUGCAGUGUGCUCUACAGCUGGAGAAGAAGGUCAACCAGGCUCUGCUUGAUCUCCAUAAGGUUGCUUCUGAGAAGGUUGAUCCUCAUCUGUGUGACUUCCUGGAGACUCAUUACCUGAAUGAGCAGGUUGAGGCUAUCAAGAAGCUUGGUGACUACAUCACCAACCUCUCCAAGAUGGAUGCUGGAAACAACAGGAUGGCAGAGUACUUGUUUGACAAGCACACCCUGGAUGGACAGAGCUAAAUGGAGCCCUCUUCUCAACAGCAUGCUGCAGAGCUUCUAUUCUAUGCUCCUAAAUCAUGAUGUUUAUUAUACAGCUUUCUGCUGCAAUAAAAUUUGAUGCAUUUCAAAAAUAUUAAAGCUGAAUUUCACUAAUGCUGUUGUCAUUUUUGUCAUCUUGUGAUUAAGCCAUGCAUUCUUGCUGAAUGUACACUACUUUAACGGUGAAUUUGAAUAAACCUUUUUGGCUGAA